AGUCGACUCUGGAAUGGAGUUGUUUUGUUGAAGAGGUUAUUGUAUUGUUUUUAUUAGAAUAACCAAUAAGUUAGUAUUUUUAAAAUAAAUUUGUUAGAAAGUAAUUUGAAAAAAUGAAAAACGUGUAAGAAUAACUUUAAAAAUUAUUAGUAUUCAAUCUAUAAUAGGUUUCUAGCUUUAAAAUAAAGAUUCUAAGGACGGAUCUUCAUCAAGGUUGAAUUUAAUUCCUUCACGCAUCAAGAACUGUAGUACUGUAGCUCAUAGUUUUAUAUUUUGUUUAUUUAGAAUUCUUGGAAGGACAGGAGCAAGCCCAAUACUGAACACUCACGUUACAAAUGUGUGGAAUGAAGUAUAACCGGGAAAUGGUAAUUAAGUCAGGUUUUGAAUGGUACGACUUUCACUUUCCAUAUUACACAGUUUUGUGAGUAGUGGGGUUAGGUGUGUGCUCAUCGCAGAUUCAGACCAUGGCCAUCAGGUAAUCACUUUCUCCGUUUCCAGCAGCAUAUUGUUUGCGCUUCUCAGAGUCUCUGUCUUUUCAAGUUUUUUUCUAUUCAAUCCAUAAAAAAUGUCAGCGUGCAGUACCCUCAAAUUGUGUUCAUAUUUGGCCAAACAAAAUAGCUAUGGUGCCAGAAAGUCUUUGGUUCUUUAUUCAAAUGUGUGUGCAUUAUUGGAUUCAAAAAGGAUUCAUACAUCAAACAGAAACUUCAACAUUACUGGUAAACUAGCCCAAAAUCAACAGAGACCAGACUGGAACCGUGCAGUGUCAGAAGCAGAAAAAGUUGUUGGAUAUCCAACUUCAUUUUUGAGUCUCAGGUGGCUCCUCAGUGAUGAAAUAGCCAAUGUUGCGUUACAUCUGAGAAAACUAGUAGGCUCCAAUCAUCCACUCCUGAAAACUGCUAAGAGUUUGCUUUACAAUGGACGAAACAACAUGCAAGCAUGGGGUUUAAUAGUGUUGCUGAUUUCCAAAGCAGCUGGACAUUUGAAUGUGGAUGAGAUGGAAGAAGACAAGGCUGCUGGGGUUCUUCACAGCCAAAGAGCAUUAGCAGAGGUGACUGAAAUGAUAAGGACCAGCCACUUGGUGCAUAAGGGACUUGUCAACAUCUACCCGGGCCUCUACCCUGAGCCAGCCGUACUCAAUGACAUGACUUUCGGCAACAAGAUAGCUCUGCUCAGCGGUGACUAUCUGCUUGGAAACUCUUGUGCUGAACUAGCAGCACUUCGCAAUCAGGACUUGGUAGAGCUGAUGAGCAGCGCGGUGCGCGACCUGGCCGAAGGGGAGUUCGUGGGCCGCCGCGACAAGCAGAACAACCCACUGCCAUCGAUUCACAGCGCAUGCGCACUGGACGACUGGACUGCGCGCAACGUGCUGUCUGCGGGCAGUCUGCUCGGAAAGUCGUGUCAGGGCACGCUCAAGCUGGCCGGACACGGCACGCAUAUGCAGGACCAGGGGUAUCGGUUCGGCAAGCAUUUGGCGCUCGCUUGGCAGGCCUGCCUGGACUUGGAACCAUUCACAAAUGGCUCUCAGUACGUGCCUGGCUCCAUGUUCAGCCUGACUUCGGCUCCUGUCAUGUUCCACCUGGAACACGACCCCUCGCUGCUCGAUGAAAUCGACAACGGACUCGAAUCCGUACAGAACGUCGACUAUGCUAAGGUGCACAGUGCCGUAUCUAAAGGUCCUGGAAUCUCUCUGACCAAACAGCUGCAGAAAGAGCACUCGCAAAAAGCAAUGGAGGUUCUAGAAGUGUUCCGUGAGAGUGACGCACGCACGGCCCUUUCCAACAUCAUCGUUGCUAUGGGAGAACUCUAGUUCUCUUCAUGCAUCAAAAUCCAAAAAAUAUAUUAUUAAAUAAUAUAUUAAAUUUUAAGCUCUCAAUUUGAACCAGUGCAAUAGCUUUAUACAGUAUUUUUGUUCUGUAACUUAUCAUUUUAGUGUAAUAUGAAUACUGAUCACAGUGUAAACACUCUUUUAUAUAUAAUAUUAUGUUAAUAAUAAAUUUGUAUAUUCUUUAACAGAUAG
Nilaparvata lugens (brown planthopper) is the source of this 2017-nucleotide messenger RNA. It is a transcript of the gene Pdss2, whose product is annotated as all trans-polyprenyl-diphosphate synthase PDSS2. The record is from RefSeq and is a predicted model, not a curated record. Bases 566 to 1807 code for a protein of 413 amino acids. Gene Ontology annotation, molecular function: prenyltransferase activity. NCBI's taxonomy places the organism in Eukaryota, Metazoa, Arthropoda, Insecta, Hemiptera, Delphacidae. The transcript is spliced from 6 exons. Gene Ontology annotation, cellular component: transferase complex; mitochondrion. Gene Ontology annotation, biological process: isoprenoid biosynthetic process; ubiquinone biosynthetic process.